Messenger RNA from Symbiodinium necroappetens, 465 nucleotides. NCBI's taxonomy places the organism in Eukaryota, Dinophyceae, Suessiales, Symbiodiniaceae. The record is from the annotation of a GenBank genome assembly.
AUGGCAAAUGGCAGCUCGUCCAGUUCUACGUGCCCCUACACCAUCCUUGGCGUCUCCAGGGACGCAUCUCCGCGAACCAUUGAGCGUGCAUGGCGGCAGAAGGCUCGAGUUCAUCAUCCAGACAAGGUGCCCGAUGCCGAGAAAGAGGCCGCCGAGGAGAGCUUCAAGCAGCUUGCUGAGGCACACGAGCUUUUGGCGGAUCCAACGCGCCGGAAGCUUUACGACAGCUUCGGCAUCCAGGACUCUGCUUUUGCUCGUGAUGCCGACGGGCCCGACGAGGACCACAUGGAUGCCAACAAUUUCGCGGACUUGGAGGAGAUGUUAAACCAGUUGAACCAGAUGUUCCAAGGGCCUGGGCCGGUCGAGCCAGCAGAAGAGAGGGACCUCUGGGAUGUUUGGGAGGGGGUCCUUGGCUUCACCCUGCUCAGUAUCGGUGCAGGGGCGCUCGCGGGCGUGAUUCUCAAA